UUGGUUUCAUUUUCAAAGCGACGCAUGGCAAGAGAGAGAGAGAGAGAGACAGAGAGCGGGCAAGCAUGAUAUACACGCAGAGCGGUUGCCAGACUGACAUUCGUAUUACACGGUUGGCAAGCCUAUCCAGUUAUUGUUUAGUGUUUUUUUCCCCAUGGAAGGUGUUUGUACUAAUGUGCAAGACAGUUUUAGUUGCGUUGGAGAAGAAUUUACUUCGAUUAAAACACUCUUGGUGUUGUGCUUUUGUGGCUAUGUUCAUGUGACCAAAUAUGGCUGGAGUCAUUGUGCAGGCAGUUGGAUUCCUUUUCUUAUCUGGCCUUCAUCAUGUUGUUGUGAAACUGUCUUUCUACCUUUGGCAUGCAAGCGUAUACUUGGGCAUAAAAGUAUGCAAACGGUGAGGGCAUUACCCGGAUCGUUAUUGUUGUUGUAAUAACACAUUCCUAACAGCGUGUUUGUUGUCAUAAAGUCUGUGAAGAGUGUAAGUCAAUGUUGUGGCAAUGCAUGAUGGAUUCGGAAAAAAAACUUUUAAACCAAACAUUAGAAACAGAGUCUCUCCUCUUGUUUUAUGUUGAGAGGGAAGAAACUUCAUCUGUGCUGUAUGUACAUUUGACAAUAAAGUUGUAUUCAAUUCAAUUCUUAAACUACAACCACAGUAAUAAAAAUAUUCACACAUUAUUGUAUUAAGAAAUGUAGAAUUUUUUUUGCGGGGGGGGGGCAUUGUGUUGUAGUUGCACCUUUUGAAACAAGACUGAGAUUUUAAAUGGAGCUCGGUAAGCCAUGCUUAAAUAGUACCGGUACUUCACUUGACUCUUAAAAUGAAUGAAAAUACCUUUGACAUGUCUUAUCAGCAUGCCAUGCAUCUUGAUCACAAGAUAAGUUUCAUUGAGGGAAGUAAGAGGCUGAAAAGUACCAUCCACUGUAGAUAGUUUGUCCAGUUUUACAUCCCCCGUGAAACAAUACGUUAUUGUUUUAUUGCCUUAACAUCCUCUUGUAACCCAUCCCCUUCCUUUGAAAGCGCAACAAAACCCAACCGAGCUUCUCUGGAUAGUCUCAUAAUGAGGGAGGCUAAGGUCCAUACCCCUGCUCAUGGAUUUUUCAGUGACUGCAUGUUCAUAAUAUAGUAACCACAGAAGUUUCGUUGUUGUUGAACUUGGCAUUUAAGCAUAACUCACACCUCAUAAUUGAUGAUUGACGAAUUCCCCAAUGGCAUUCAAAGAGGCUGCGUGAAGCCUACAAAGCACUUCCUGUUGUUCUUUUUUUUCACUGUUAUUUAGAAAUGAUCAUUUGUGAUGACAUCUCCCGGUUGAUUGGAAAUAACACACACACAAUCGCAACGGAACCACAUUUACGUGAAAAAAUUCCCCAAAACGUGGCACGCGGUCUGUUGCAUGACUUGCACGUCAUUUCAAAACAAAUGAUCCAAUACUCGCUGUCAUAAUGAACAUUCAGUACUGCUCUGAAUGACCCCAUUGUGGGUAAAGGUUCUCGCGCACGCUAUGUUGCAACUUUUUAAACUUGGUGGUGGUGGUGGGGGGGUGUUCACAGUAUACAAGAAACAGUGAGAUUGUGUACCUUCAAUGUAGUACCACACCGAGCACCACCGGAUGAGAUGCUGCGAAAUUCAGACCCCAAACUACCGUAAGCUCCACUGAUAGUCGUCGUGAUUACAUGCUGAUGAGAAGCGUCGCCUAUGCUGUUAAUGUCCUCGGGAUGUGUGUUUGUUCGCUUGAGCGCAUGCAAAAGUGUCCGUCCUUGACUAGUACCAGUUUAAUGGAGAAGAAUGGCCCGAAUGUGGUUGGAGAGCAGCAACUCUUUACCGGGGAUUCCCCACAGCGUGCUGUCGGUGCCCAUGGAAAAUAAAUACAAAUGUCAGCAGUGUCUCCAGGUCCUCAGGAAGCCCGUGCAGGCUCAGUGCGGCCACCGCUUCUGCGUCCACUGCUUCAAGCAGCUCACCAGUUCAGGCCCAAAGCCGUGCGAAGCCUGCCGCCAGGAGAAGAUCUACGAGGAGCCCACCUCCAUCCUCAACAUCAGCGAGGCCUUUCCGGACAACGCGGCCGGUCGAGAAAUAGCGAGCCUCCCCGCGCAGUGUUUGAAUGAGGGUUGCAGCUGGAAAGGAUCCAUCAAAGAAUACGAGACGCAGCAUGAAGGCUCCUGCGAGCUGGAGCGCGUGCAGUGCGAGGCCUGCCAGGCCUUCCUGUUGCGCUCGGAGCUAGAGCGACACUGCGAGAGGGAGUGCGAGGCCCGAAUUCUCAACUGCAAAUAUUGCAAAGUGUCAUGCAGCUUUAAAGACAUCAAGGCUCACGAUGAAGUGUGCCUCAAGUUCCCGUUGCAGUGCAAAGACUGCGGUAAAAAGAAGAUCCCAAGAGAAAAGUUCAACGAUCACCAACGAACCUGCCCUAAGUCCAAGAGCGCCUGUCCUUUUAGCAAAGUGGGCUGCAAAUUUGUGCUGGACAACGGUAAGCUGAGCGAUCAUGAACACAGUAGCGUCAUGGAGCACCUGCGCUUGCUGCUGCCCAUGGUUCUGUCGGUGGCACGGCCGCCCCGCGCAGAGGCCCCGCCCCCCAGUGAGUGGCAAGAAGAUUCGGGUCUGGGUCUGUACAGGGCUCCUGAGGAGGAAGACUCGUCCCCUGUGCCUCCCGUGGACCAGGACAAGAAGGUGAGCGCCUUGGAGAACAUCGUCUGCGUUCUGAACCGCGAGGUGGAGCGCAGCUCUGUGACACUGGAGGCCUUCUCGCAUCAGCACCGCCUGGACCAGGAGAAGCUGGAGAACCUGAACAACAAGGUUCAGCAGCUGGAGCGGGCGCUGGCCAUGCGUGACUUCCAGUUGUCUGAGACAGAACAGCUGGUGCGAGAGCUGCAGUUGUGCACCUAUGACGGCAUCUACGUCUGGAAGAUCUCGGAUUUCGCUCGCCGCAGGGUUGACGCCGUGGCCGGUCGGACGCCUGCCAUGUUCUCGCCGGCAUUCUACUCCAGCAAAUACGGCUACAAAAUGUGCCUGCGCUUGUACCUGAAUGGCGACGGCACGGGGCGGGGGACGCACCUGUCGCUCUUCUUUGUGGUCAUGCGGGGGCGCUGCGACGCGCUGCUCAAGUGGCCCUUUAGCCAGAAGGUGACGCUGAUGCUGCUGGACCAGAACAACCGCGAGCACAUCAUCGACGCCUUCCGUCCAGACAUCUCGUCCACGUCUUUCCAGCGACCGGCCGGCGAGAUGAACAUUGCCAGCGGCUGUCCGCUCUUCUGCCCGCUGGGGAAACUGGCAGCGAAGAGUCCAUACCUGCGCGACGACACCAUCUUCAUCAAGGCCAUCGUGGACCUGACAGGCUUGUGAGGUGAAGACUGUGGAAGUUGCCACCCAAAAAAAAAGUACCAUUCACACAAAAGAGUCUCUGAUUAUUGACUAGAAUAUACACAGCUCACUGGCUCGCUGUUAUAUCAUGAGCUGAUCAUGUUAUCGUACUACAAUAAUAAUAAUACAUACAUACAUUUAACAUACCAUACCAACCCCACUUGCGUAAAUGAAAAAAUAUAUAUACUGUAUUAUUGUUUAUUUUUUAUACUUGAUAAAAUCCAGCACAAAGGAUUUAAAAAACUAAUUACAUACGGUAUAUACAGUAUAUAUAAUUACAAUUUGGGGGAAAAAAGUAAAUUUUGAAGCUUUUUAAUUACAUAAUUCAAAACGUGAUAUAUAUAUAUAUUUUUUUUUUUUAAUAAAAUGAUAUAUUAUUAUUUUAUUAUGUAUAUAUUAUUGAUAGAUCAUGACAAAUAUUAAACAUACUGUACAUAAAGAGAAAUGUGUUGAAUUAUGUGAACAAAAUAUUUUAAAUUGGAAUUUGUAUGUGAAAUACUCAAGCAUAUUUUACAGUCAUAUGUGUAUUGAAAUGAAAAGUACAAACAUAUAUCUUCAUUAUUGCGUGCGGCUCUUGUGCCUUAUUUGUACUCUUUAUUUCUAUAAAGAAACAAUGUUGUGCUGUGCAUUUAGUCAAAAUAUUUUUGUUAAUUCUGUAGUGCAGCUAAUAUUUUAUCCGUUACUCUACUUUGCUGUUUUUUUUUUUUUUAAUUAAAACACAAGUGGGAAAAGAUGAUGUAUUCUUGUCUCAGUUACAAAAGGAAAUGUGCGCAGUUGACAAUUCGUUUACGGGUCAUUAAAAGCAACACAACACGCAUCACAAGAUUGAGUACGGACGCGUGUCCUUAAGUGUCACAAAACUUCAGAGAGACUUUUGGAAGCUCCCAAAAAAUUGAACUGACAAAAGGAACAGGAAAAUAUGUUCUCUAAACAGUACUCGGAUUUUUUUUGCAUCCUAUUUUUUCCAUCUGUUUAGUAUAACCCUUAAAGUCUAGAAUACUACAAAUAAGGACAGCCCAAUGUCAAUUCAAUGAUUUGAGGUCAACAAAGAACUGUUUGUCUUGACAUUUUGUUUAAUCGUCUACAUUUUUUACUGUACGUUUUUACGGUGACUUAAUAGUACUACUUUUCUUAUUUAAAAAAAAAACCUUUGAGGGGGAAUGAAUCAAUUCAAACUGUAUCCCAAGGCACCAUUGUAGUUCAUUUGCAAUAUAAAUACGAAAUAAAUUAUUUAAAAAAAAUAAAAAUUAGUAUUUAUUAUUUUAAUUAUUUUUAUAAUUAUUUAUCAUUAGUAAAAUAUUAGUAUGUAUUUCAAUGGUUAUCAAAAUUAGAAUUUGAAACUUUCGAAAUGAAAACACCAAUGAUGCACAACAAUGCAAAGUAUUUUAAAUAAGUACAGGAAUCAGGUUUGCAGUUGGAACACAUACGAUAUUUAUUUUUGGAUAUGUCAUGUGUGGGAAAAAAAAUAUUUGUAGUCCUAGACGUAUUAUUAAAGGGGAAACAAUAUCACACAUUCAAUCAAGAAUGGAAACUCUUAAGUUUAAAAAAAACAAACAGACAAAUUACGGGGUUGCGCCACUGAUAUCCAUCCACCGGACACAUUAUUAGGUACACCUGCACAAUCUCAGCAGCAGUGUUUUAUGGCACCGUCAUACUUGAACAAUGUCUUGACUGCGUUGCUAAUAUUUUGGCUACACGAGAGGGGUACAAAAAAGAUACAGGUGUGCCUAAUGGUAUGUCCUGCGAGUGUUUCUGUAGUCGCCGUGCACUUACAUAUUUAAUAGAGAAUACAUAUUCGCCUGCUGUAUUCGAUAUUGAAGCGCAUGUGUUGAAUCAAACAUAACAUCCAGGAUCCAUCUUGUAACAAUCUCAGAAGGGACAUGCUCAAUUACAAGAAUUGUUCAUGAUAUACGGUGUGUUGUUUUUAGAGAGCCUCCAAAAGGAUUCCUCUGAGGUUUUCAUGUUAUUUGCAGGUUCAGCAACAUUUUUCUCCAUGCCAUAAGCCCAUUGAUUAGUUUUCUCAUAGUCAUGCCUGUUUCUUUUUUUUUUUCCUUUUUAAAUCAGUCCACAAAAAAGUAGGAAGUGAUGUUCACAAAAAAAAAUAGGCGAAAAUUUUUUCAUUUUUCUUGUUUAAAAAUGUAUCCAGAUGACAUAGCUCCAAACAUGACAUGGGCCUUUUUUUCAUGUCAUAUUUCAGGAUAACAAUUUAGUAUUUUGUGGGCACAAAUUAGAAUUUUGUGAUCACAAACUAUGGCUACAAAUGAGUAUUUGUACAUAUGUUUUAUGUAUUUCAUGGCUUCAAAUUAGUAUUUGUUUGUACAGAUUAUAUCUAUAUCCUGGCCAAAUUUUAGUAUUUUAUAAUCACAAAUUAAUAUGUUGUUAUCAGGUUGCACCUUUUUCAUCAUCUUAUAUAAAUAAUUUGUCCGCUCGGUAUAGUUCAUGCAACUAAUUACCAUUUUGGAGACACAUUUUAUCUUUACCGUGGCCACGAGUGAUUUUUUUUCCAUGUCAUGCCUGGAGCUCUGUGCGGAAGAGGGGCGG
Hippocampus zosterae (dwarf seahorse) is the source of this 5887-nucleotide messenger RNA. RefSeq names its product Tnf receptor-associated factor 2b (gene traf2b). The record is from RefSeq and is a predicted model, not a curated record. Gene Ontology annotation, molecular function: ubiquitin protein ligase binding; zinc ion binding; tumor necrosis factor receptor binding. The transcript is spliced from 11 exons. Gene Ontology annotation, biological process: regulation of apoptotic process; protein K63-linked ubiquitination; positive regulation of JNK cascade. The coding region runs from base 1781 to 3328 and encodes 515 amino acids. Gene Ontology annotation, cellular component: plasma membrane signaling receptor complex; cytoplasmic side of plasma membrane. NCBI's taxonomy places the organism in Eukaryota, Metazoa, Chordata, Actinopteri, Syngnathiformes, Syngnathidae.